UCAUGAAUAAAAAACCAAGGGGAGUUAAGUUCAUAGGACGCAGGAAAGUUCUCCGCAGACAAAUGUUUGGCGCUCUCCAUGACCGAGUACACGUAGAAAUCCCCGAGAACUGAGCUGCGGGCUGCACACUCGGAACAAGCACAAGACCGGAGAGCCGUUUCACUGGGGGAAUAGAGGAAGAGGAGAGGAAGGGGGCGAAAGAGAGAGAGAGAGAGAGAUCCUAUCUCACUCUCCAACUUGAGGUUCAGCGGAUCACAACUGCAGGACAAUGUCUAGUAAAGCGACUUUAGCCUUACUCAUCUAUGGAAUCAUAAUGCAUUACAGCGUCAACUGCUCACCUGUGGGGCUUAGCUUUCCAAGUGUUAGACUUGACAGUGAGGUGUAUGAUGAGGAUGGGAACUCUUUACCGUCCCUGGAUUACGACAGAGAGCAGAUGGAAGUGAGGAGCCCUCCGUCUGCGGCGGACGACGUCUUCACUUUGUAUUUCCCACCAGAGAAAAGAACGGAAAGGCAUGCAGACGGCAUGUUUAAUAAAGCCUACAGGAAAGCGCUGGGUCAGUUAUCAGCAAGGAAAUAUCUGCAUUCUCUGAUGGCAAAACGUGUAGGCGGGGGGAAAACGCUGGACGACAGCUCAGAGCCUUUGUCCAAGCGACACUCAGACGGGAUCUUCACAGACAGCUACAGCCGCUACCGGAAGCAAAUGGCAGUCAAGAAAUACCUGGCAGCAGUCCUGGGGAAAAGCCUUGAAGACAUAGGUUUUCACCCAAUCCUACAAGACAUAGACUUUGAUGCCCUCCCGGACGGGGAUGAGAUUGAGGCUUUUUUGGGAGACUGGCUGAAACAGUUCUCUCCCGAAUUUCCGGUGAGUUUCAGGCUCUUUCCCGAGGCCGUAAUCCUUGCAGGGGCUUCUCAUGUCCCUUCCUUUUUCUUCUCACCUUUGACCCCUUCAAGCAUUCUUCCGCCUCAUUUGUGCUCCUGUCUCUCUAGAGUCUCACAGAUUUUACCCUUAAUCCUCCCAUAAUGUGGAGAGACUUGGCUUGGACCGAUAUGUCAUUGCUGAUUGAUAACAAAGUUUUAUGGAACAAAGAUGAUAAUUCUUUAAGUAGACCUGGUUUAAACCAGAUGAGCCUAGCUGGCACUUUACACUAACCACUUUUAAGAUACCCCUUUUUUAAAUUCAACAUGGGACCAUUCAAAUCUGAGAUGAGGACCAGAGUACUUUUGAGGUUUUUCUUUCUUCCGCACUAUUUACAGAGUGAGCUCACACCUUUGACUCAUGUAAAUUGCCAAUCCUGUGUUUCUAUCAACUGGUUUCUGCUGAAGAUUUUCUCUCUGUCCAUAUAAUAAGUAUCACUAACAUAUAUCGGGCAACUUUUAAAAAAGGCAUAAAAAAAUAUAAGAAAUGAUACUUGUUACAUGGUCGCUCAUUCAUCGAUUUGCUCUUGAGAGACAUACGAGGCAGUUUGAACUUUUGUGUUUGAACUUUCUGGGUCUAUUGUGCUUCCUUUUCUGUCAUGUGAACCAAUGUAAAAAAGACAAAAAAAAAAGAAACAGUAGAUUGCAUGAUUAAAGUAAUUGCACUAGCCACCGCAUCUGUGCAGCCGACUCCAAUUAGAUGGUUUUGCUUGCUUUCUGACUACUGCAAACAUACAUACCUGUCAUUUCUCGAUGUCGUUUUGUGUUGUGUUCUCACAUUUCUACACAAACUGUAUGUCAAACUUGAAGAAUUAUCUGAAUGUACUUACUGCUGGCAAGAACCACUCAGUCAAAUGUCAUGCUUUAUCAUUCUGUUACUAAACCAAGUGAUUUUGUUUUAAAUUGUAAUAUACAAUUUGAAGUGGUCUUUUUCUGUAGAAUGCCACCAAGGCUGCCAUGAUUGACACAAUUAGAGUUAAAGAAAAGGAAGGGUGAGAUGAAAGCACACAAGAAGAAAACGUUUUUAGAGAGCUAUCUAUCAAUCAAAGAAACAAUGACCAAGAACGUGCUUAUUUAGAAAACUGGAUGCAGUUUGUAAAAUCUGCAGGAUAAGACUGACACAUUCCCCCCGUCUUUAUUACACUUCUUACCAUAUUUGUGAGGAAGGAAUACAGAGGGCAGGGUAAAGCUAUUAGAUCUGUGUUUAUUGUAUCAAUCUUUCUUUAAUUUUGCAUUCUCCUCUAGGAUUUGUGACGCAGGAAGCAGUUUGCGGCUGUGGUGCCUUGCAUCGACUUUAAAAUCGCCAUUGAAUCACAGAUGGCUAUUUAGUGGCCCUACAAUGCUGCACAUCAUCAGCUUACAUUUCACUCUUUUGUUGUUGAGAGUUGUUUUUGUGUUGCACAGACGUUUGAUAGAAUCUUUAGAAACUCCAGCUUAAGACAACAAGCGUCCUCGCUUGCAUUGCUUUCUUUUGCACUUUGUUUCUAGAGCACUAGACUAGAUUUUUGUGAACAUAGAGGGAAGAAUCAGUUUCCCGCUCUCCAUGAAACGUUAUAUGUAUGAUAAUGAAAGCGCCAAUAGCCUUACAAAAAUGAAAUAAUCUUCAAAGAUAUAUAUAUAUAUAUUUAUUGUGUAGAAAGUGAAUAUUAGAUUACUACUUCAAAUGGCGAUCUGCAAGGGUCAAUAAAUGUCUAAAAA
Molecule: messenger RNA, 2613 nt
Organism: Eleginops maclovinus (Patagonian blennie)
Lineage: Eukaryota; Metazoa; Chordata; Actinopteri; Perciformes; Eleginopidae
Gene: adcyap1a
Product: adenylate cyclase activating polypeptide 1a
Exons: 6
Coding region: 269-1021 (250 amino acids)
Biological process (GO): positive regulation of transcription by RNA polymerase II; positive regulation of ERK1 and ERK2 cascade; adenylate cyclase-activating G protein-coupled receptor signaling pathway
Cellular component (GO): perikaryon; neuron projection; extracellular region
Molecular function (GO): neuropeptide hormone activity; pituitary adenylate cyclase activating polypeptide activity; peptide hormone receptor binding
Source: RefSeq, a predicted model, not a curated record